GCGAUACCAUACAUCCCACCGCAAAAGCAGCAACCACAAUUACACGCACACAGAGCCAGUAACGGCUAUCGACGGAUACCCUUUCAGUCAUCCCACCCUAUCCUGUCCUAUCCACUGUCUCUCUCAACGAUCUCCACUAUACCGCACACUUGACAUUAUUCCUUACCUAUAACAAUUGAGAAAAAAACCAAAAGCGACGUUCGUUCUCUUGCUAUCGAUAGCCACCCUACGCACAAUCGCAAUUGUUCUACCCGCAGCUGCAAUCAAAAGCACAAGCACGGCUGAGGACUAACAGGUGCUAUGGCCGCGACUACACCACUGAUCAACACUAUGCAGGUCCUACCCCGAGUCAAUGGCGAGAUUAUCGCCGAACCACACCUACAGCAACUACAGCAGCAGCAAGAUAACCGGGUUACUUUUCAGAUACCUCCCGGAUCACCCUCCAUAUCAACACCACCACAACCACAGCAGACAACCGCCUUCGCAGUCGUUGAGGAACCCGUGGACGACUCGGACACAGAGACUCCCAUCGGAUGGAAUGGGGUCACGCGCGAGCCGAUCCAGGAGGGCCAAGUUUUGAAGGCAGGAUAUCUGAUGAAGAAGGGCGAACGACUCAAGAUCUGGAAGCGGAAAUGGUUCGUCCUCCGAACUUCCAAGCUCGCCUACUACAAAGACAGCAAGGAGUACGAACUACUCCGCAUCGUCGACAUCCGCGACGUCCACCGCGCGGCCGAGGUCCCACAGAAACACAGGCCCAACGUCUUUGUCAUCCUCACCCCGCGUAGGACCUUCACGGUUCAGGCUCAGACUCACACGGAAAUGUGUGAAUGGAUUCAGGCUGUCAGCGAAGCCAAGAUCCAGUUCGAGUUCACAGUGUCGAGUUCAGACCUUGAGUCGUCCGCAGGAUCGACGGUGCAUUUGGGUCAGGCGUCGGGGACGGCUCCAACACAGCCGGCUACACCGACGAUGCCGAUGACACCAAUGACACCGACAGCAAAGGUGUCCGGGAUUAUCUUGCCAAGGCGGCAACAGCACACGCCAUUAUCGCUCUCGGAUCCGGAGCUCCUGGACAAGCGAGAAAAGUCACGUCAGAAAAGCAAGGAUGUGCCGCAGCCGUCUCCACUGAGCUGUGCAUCUCCUAAUUACAACCACGAUUUCAGUAAUACGAAUGCGAAUACGAAUAUGAUUACUAGGAGGACGAGUAUACUGGAUCAACCGAUAGUUUGUACACCACCCGCGUCCCCACGUCGUGUAGAGGGUCUUUCAUUGAUCACCACCAACUAUACUCAUAACAGUACACCACCAGCAGGGACAGGGUCAGGGGCGGGGACAGGGACGCAGGCGAUCAAUAUUGCGGCACCAUCCUCUCCACGGAUGGAACAGGUUCAUUCAGCAGCGUACGAUCUUACUGUCGGUUCUUUUUCCUCGGAGCAAUCUUUUACCGAUCAUCCUCCUAGACUAGAAACCCUCCCAGGUACACCGACAUCGCCGGGUGGAUACUAUUCUGGGGGCGAGGCGUUCUUUGGUGGCAACACCAACUAUUUUUCUUCAGGAGACGAGGAUGCGGCGAUUGACGAUGACGAUAACGAUCCAUGCAUGAUGGUUGAGGCUGGACGUGUGGCCUCAGCGGCGAAUGCUCCAGGGUCCGGGAUUGUCACGGCAGAACAAGUUGAGAGCAAGGUCAUCAGACAAGGGUACCUGUUGAAGCUGGGUAACACGUAUAAGACAUGGCGGAAGAAGUGGUUUGUCCUACGAGGGGAUAAACUGACAUACUACAAGAAUAUGAAGGAAUACCAACCCCAUGGAAUCAUCCCCCUUUCGACGAUUAUCGACUGCCUCCAAACAGACCCGGUUUCGAAAUCCAAGCAAUAUUGCCUCCGCAUCGUCACCGCAAAACGUGCUUUUGUCUGCUGCGCGCCCGACGAAGAUACUCUUCUCCAGUGGCUCGACGCCCUCCAAGUCGAAUGCGACCGCGUACAGAUCGAGGCACAAGAGGAAGCCAUCGCGGAACAAAAUGCAGAGCAGCAGCAAGGCCAGCACAACCAUGUCCAACAGGACGGACACGAAAGUGAUCCCGAAAAUGGUGAUGCCACGGAUACGAACACGGCGUUCAACAUUAAUGCUGGGAAGAAGCAAUCGAUGGGUAGGACUGCUCGUCUGAAAAUCAACUUCCACAGCUCCCUGCCUCGCUCGCGCUCGCGGUCAAAAUCUGGAGAUGCUGCUAAUAACGGCAGCAGUGGAGGAGGAGGGAGUCUGUUUGGAUCGAGUAUUGGGAGCCAAAUAGGAUUCGGUGGCGGAGCAGGAGGCCAGCUUAGAAAGGUCGUGAGUCUGGAAAAUGGCAACGUUGCCACAUCUUCCACGCCUGCCACCCCAACAGGCAUUGCUCCUACGACUCCUACUCAUUAUCAACCCGAGCUUCCAGCCUCGAGUGCCACGAUGACAUCCUCAGCAUAGCGGCGCGGCCUGGUUACGCCGGCUUCACAGAUUCCCUGCACAUAGUCCUUCAUUUUCCUCGCGAAUAAUACAACCCUUUAUCUUGUCGCAACCAUA
Molecule: messenger RNA, 2550 nt
Organism: Gamsiella multidivaricata
Lineage: Eukaryota; Fungi; Mortierellomycota; Mortierellomycetes; Mortierellales; Mortierellaceae
Exons: 6
Coding region: 301-2454 (717 amino acids)
Source: RefSeq, a predicted model, not a curated record